UCGGGUCGGAAUAGUUUCUCCUGUGGGACCUCUAAGCGCUCUUAAUCCCCUAAAUUAUAAUUAGGCGCGCUCCUUACAUAAUCCGUGAGAUCCGUGAGGUGAAGUUGGGCAGUUUUGCUGGGCUCUCGAGUGUGCUGGAUGGACUCUCCCAGUCACUGACGCGAGUUUCACACCACUUCUCUGGUGGUCGCGAAAUUCCUCACUCCUCGCCAGUGUCUUCCGUGAGUUAGAGGCGCGAAGCAGCCCUAGAGGUCACCCAGUCGCGCGCGCGCGUCUUCCCGGGCUCCAAAGUCCCCCAGAGUUGCCCCCACGAGACAGCCUGCGAGCCAGACAACAUGUCCAAAGUGCACGGCGGUCUGCCCCAGAUGGAGAUGGAGGAUCCCUUCUACGUGAGGCGGAGACCGCCGCCCACGAGCGCCUGGCGGCAAGUCUACAACAGCGAGAAGGGCACGGUUUUGGGGCGCGACGGCACCGCUUGGGUCAAAAUCGGCAUCUUCUACACGAUCUUCUAUGGCGUUCUGGCGGCUCUCGUGGCGAUUUGCAUGUGGGUCUUCUUCCAGACACUCGAUCCUCGCAUACCAAAGUGGAAAAUGGACAAAUCUCUGAUUGGGACAAAUCCAGGUCUGGGCUUCAGGCCGCUGCCGCCCGAGGAGAAUGUGGAGAGCACGCUGAUCUGGUACAAAGGCACCGACUAUGACAACUACAAGCUGUGGACGGAGGCCCUCAAUGACUUCCUGGCAGUGUACAAAACACCCGGUCUCACACCUGGACGCGGCCAGAACAUCUACAACUGCGACUACCAGCGCCCACCGCCUCCCGGCCAGGUCUGCGAUGUGGAGAUCAAGAGCUGGACGCCGUGCACGCAGGAGAACAACUACAACUACCACAAGAGCUCGCCGUGCGUCUUCCUGAAGCUCAACAAGAUCUACGGAUGGAUUCCUGAGUACUUCAAUGACUCUCGCCGACUGCCCGGCGGCAUGCCACAGCAGCUCAGGGACCUCAUCCAGGAGGAGGAGGUCAAGACGCCUCACACCCUGAAUACGAUUUGGGUGUCUUGCGAGGGCGAAAAUCCCGCUGAUAUUGAGAAUGUUGGGCCAGUGCGGUAUUAUCCUCGUCAGGGAUUCCCAGGAUACUUCUAUCCGUACGAAAACUCCGAAGGAUACUUGAGUCCACUCGUUGCUGUGCACUUCGUUCGUCCAGUCCGUGGCAUCAUCAUCAACAUCGAGUGCAAAGCCUGGGCCGCGAAUAUUCAUCACGACCGAAAGGAGAGAAUAGGAUCGGUUCACUUUGAAUUGAUGAUCGAUUAACACCUUCCGUGUUCUGCUGAGAGAAUCUCUUCUUUUUUUCUAAUUUAAAGAAUUUAAAAUAAUUUAAUUACAAAACUGUCGCAACGCGAGAUAGCAUCAAAUCACGAAUCUCCAAAAGUUACACAGAUAAACACAAAAACACACAAGGCAGAAUUAUUAUUAUUAUUAUUAUUAUUUUGUAGUAUUGAUGCCGCGAUUUGAGUUAGGAAUUUAGCUGAGGAAAGUAUAUAAUUGUGACAAAAAAGACAAAAUGUGUAGAAAAAACCCAUUGAAUGUAUAAUUUAAGGAUGACAAUUAGCCAUAUUUUCAAUACUUUCUCCCCCUUUUCCUCCCCUGUUUUCUUUUCCUGCCCUGCAGUAGUGAAGAACACGUGCUAGAUUAUAGCUUUAUCGCCAUGGCAUAUUUGUAGAGUUUACGUUUUUUGGAAGAACUGCUGACAAUUUUAUGAUUUCUGUUGAUUCAACGGUUUUUUCUUACAACCAAUGUGAAAAAAAGACAAUCACGAAGAGAUCUUAGUGAGAAUCUCAAAUGUGCACAGAUUAGAUAUUCCAGAGAUGAAGAAAAAAAUUUAUAAUACUCUGCAAUCCGUCUCUUCUCACCACAUUUUUUUUUGACUAUAUAUUUUGUGUGAACACUUUGUGAAUGAAAAUUCUCUAAAAAAAAAGAACAUUUUUGCGUCCUGGAAUGAUAUUCCUCAAAAGAUUAUAAAUGAGAAAAGAAUCAAUUUCUUUGUAGGAUUUAUGAUAAAAUAAAAUAGAAAAUAACAA
Messenger RNA from Phlebotomus argentipes, 2074 nucleotides. Its product is annotated as sodium/potassium-transporting ATPase subunit beta-2-like. The transcript has 6 exons. Gene Ontology annotation, cellular component: sodium:potassium-exchanging ATPase complex. The coding region runs from base 336 to 1307 and encodes 323 amino acids. Lineage: Eukaryota; Metazoa; Arthropoda; Insecta; Diptera; Psychodidae. The record is from RefSeq and is a predicted model, not a curated record. Gene Ontology annotation, molecular function: ATPase activator activity. Gene Ontology annotation, biological process: intracellular potassium ion homeostasis; sodium ion export across plasma membrane; intracellular sodium ion homeostasis.